AUGCAUGUUCACUACAACCCCCUCCUCCUCCUCCGUAUCCCUUUUCCUGCUGCUGCAGUCUCUUUCCACGACAUAAUCUCAGUGGGUGCCUUUUCCACCGCCUCCACGCGCUACAAGUGUCGAGGCCUCUUCCAGACCGCCUUCUCCAACGCCAGUGGUGACGUGGGUCAGCCCUUCCCACCGAGCCCAUUGAGCCUGGCGGACUUUGCUGACUGUCUGCCCUCUACAGCCGCCGUGUUACAGCUUGAGUCACAUAAGGUGGGCGUGGCCAUUAAGCGUCUCGCAGACGGCGCAGCCCUGGUUGUGCAAUUGCACUCAGACCUCGGAGAGCUAAAGACACGUCUACAGGCAGUGGGCCAAGCUGUCCUCCUGACUGAGCGCCUCGAUGACGACGUGAGUGCCUUUUUUGCGAAGCAGUGUGAAGUUCAUCUUGCGCGUCGAUCC
This is a messenger RNA of Dibothriocephalus latus, 444 nucleotides long. NCBI's taxonomy places the organism in Eukaryota, Metazoa, Platyhelminthes, Cestoda, Diphyllobothriidea, Diphyllobothriidae. The record is from the annotation of a GenBank genome assembly.